Messenger RNA from Odocoileus virginianus texanus, 461 nucleotides. The record is from RefSeq and is a predicted model, not a curated record. NCBI's taxonomy places the organism in Eukaryota, Metazoa, Chordata, Mammalia, Artiodactyla, Cervidae.
GAUUUUGACAAUGUCCAGAUUUACACUAUAUCCCUGUUUUGGAUGCACCACUGACUUCGGUUUCUAGAAGACAUAGAUAUAGUGCUUAAGCAACCAAAGAUUCUGUUCCAUUUGGAUUAUUGAAAGAUAUUGAGUAGAAUCCCCUGUGCUAUAUACAAUAUUAAACUAACCAUGAAGAAAAUGAUUAUCAAUACACGGUGCUCUUUUGUAAAUAUUCCCAAUAUGGUUGGACCAGAUGUUGAAAAGGAAAUAAGAAGGAUGGAAAAUGGAGCAUGCAGCUCCUUUUCUGAUGAUGAUGACGACAGUGCCUCUAUAUUUGAAGAAUCAGAGAGUGAGAACCCCCAUGCAAAGGAUUCCUUUAGAAGUAAUACACACAGAAGUGGACGACCAUCACAGAGGGAGCAGUACCUGCCUGGAGCCAUCGCACUUUUUAAUGUUAACAACAGCAGCAAUAAGGAGCA